AAUUUUGGAAUUUGGGUAGUAUUAAAGUAAAAUAAAAAAUUAAACAUGUAGCAAAUAUGAACUAAGAUUCUUUCGCUAAUAGCAAAUGUCAAAUUUUCCAAAAAAUUAUUGGAAAUAAAAAUUCACUACAGUAGUAUUUCAUUCACAUUGGAAAAAAGUUCUAGAAAAUACAUGAAAUCCCUGUUAUCUUCCAUCACUCUGUUUUCCCGGCAAAUCAAGAUAACAUCGAUUCAAAAUCAGAAACAUUCUGGAAAAAAACUAGAACUUUCGAUUUAUCAUCUAUAAAUAAAAUCCAAAGGUCUACAAUCUUUUCAUUAGAAACAAAUAUCAAAACCUCAAGUACCAUCGAUUCUAAACACCUGAAAACAACAAAUCAACGAUCAAUUGAAAUUCCUAAAAGAAUGUCGCUAAUACCAAGCUUUUUCGAAAACCGACAAAGCAACAUCUUCGACCCAUUCUUUCUUGAUUUACGGGACCCUUUUCAAGCUUUCCCCUUCAACAACAAUACCUCUCGAUCGAUCUCCUCCACUGGCGGCGACACGGCUGCUUUUGUGAGCACCCGUAUUGACUGGCGAGAGACUCCGGAGGCCCAUGUAUUCAAGGCGGAUUUACCCGGUUUGAAGAAAGAGGAGGUCAAGGUUGAGGUUGAAGAUGGGAAGGUGCUCCAGAUCAGUGGUGAGAGAAACAGGGAGCAAGAGGAGAAGAAUGACAAGUGGCAUCGAGUUGAACGGAGUUCUGGAAAGUUCCUAAGGAGGUUCAGGUUGCCGGAGAAUGCGAACAUGGAGGAGAUCAAGGCUAAUAUGGAGAAUGGUGUUCUUACUGUCAUUGUUCCUAAAGCAGAGGAAAAGAAGCCUGAAAUCAAGUCCAUUGAUAUUUCUACUGCUUGAAUAAGUUAAUUAAUUAAUCACUAUAGUAGGCACUUUUUAAACAUAGUAUGGUGAUUUGACGUAUGUUUUUUAUAUGUAAUUGUGGUCUUGUAUUUGUAAUCAAUUUGUAAGUUGUUAAUCAAUGAUGAAAUUAAACAAAUUGUUUUUCUUUUGAAAUAGGUCUAUUGAAGGAGCAUUUUUCUCUACUCGUGUUUUUGCAAGUAUUUUUCUUUACUCGUGUUUUUUAAACUUUAAUUUGACAAUUAUUUGCAA
Chenopodium quinoa (quinoa) is the source of this 1139-nucleotide messenger RNA. Its product is annotated as 17.8 kDa class I heat shock protein-like. Gene Ontology annotation, biological process: protein complex oligomerization; response to heat; response to hydrogen peroxide. The coding region runs from base 402 to 887 and encodes 161 amino acids. The record is from RefSeq and is a predicted model, not a curated record. The transcript has a single exon. NCBI's taxonomy places the organism in Eukaryota, Viridiplantae, Streptophyta, Magnoliopsida, Caryophyllales, Amaranthaceae.